AGUGAACUGAUAAAAACAUAGGUUUUAUUUCGAGAAUGUCAUGACUGGGGCAUCGAACGAAUCACACAGUUCUGACAGUGGUUUGGAACGCAACUGUCGACCGGAAUGGGGCCUUUGGACAUGUGUGUCAGCAAAUGUCUGUGGCUUAACGAGUACAACUCUGUGGUUUCUUGUUCUGCUGCCACAGGUUUACAAGAAUUUCCGCCGGAAGUCUGUGGUGGGGUUGAGUAUCCUGUGGGCGACAGCCAACUUUACAGCUUCCCUGGUGAAUAUAUUUUUUGUUUAUCUUUUCGCCAGCCUGCCCAUAUACUCCUCUAUUAAUGCGGUGUAUAUGCCCAUUCUGGAGUUUACUAUUCUUGUGCAGUUUUGGUUGUACAACACGGAGUUCUCAGCGAAAUCUAAAUACUGCUACGCUGCAGGAUGUGCAAUCAUGUGGGGAACUAUCAUCACAGUGCAGCUGACAGCACGCAAGUUCGCCGAGAUGCAAUGGGUAGCCAUUACACUCUGGUGUGUGGAGACACUGCCACAGAUUGUUCUUAAUCUGAAGCUGCGUUCUACCUCGGGUCAAUCAACGCGCUCAGCUGUGAUAGCGACGAUCGGAAAGAUGACCGACUUCCUAGCGACUUAUGGUCUAGUGAUUCCAUUGCAGUACGUGGUGAUGACAUAUUUCUCUAGCUCGGUGGCCUACAUUAACGGUAUCCAGAUAGCAUGGUACUAUCGCAGAGGACACUCUGGUGGAACCUCUGAACUACCAAAAGCAACUGUUGAAGACAAUGAUUUUACUGAAGGGAACAUCCAAUCGUACGAUGUCGCAAGUGAAGACAAUGCAGUGAUGAGUCCUGAAGAUGACGUCGAAUAUACGCCCCUUUGUUCCGGAACCAUAGUCAGGUGGCGACAUCCGAACAUAUCAGGAACGUGUGUUAUAAGAGGUGCUGUUAUUGGGUUCCUCAUAUCAUCCUUGGCGCUGUUCUUAUUUGGCCUCGUUGUAGUGACUGCUUCCGGCUAUAGCGCACUAGCGCCUUUAUCGAUAGCGUCUGUCCUUACGCUCGCGUAUCUUUACUAUCAUACCAGCAUAGGCCAGAGAUUUCGUCAAAUUUGUGUGUAUCAGAAAAAUUCACAAUAAAGAUUAAUAAGUAUGAUUAAAUAAAAAAGAUAUUAUUUUAUAUAACAUUCUUAUACAAAUUUCGAG
This is a messenger RNA of Ylistrum balloti, 1189 nucleotides long. RefSeq lists its product as uncharacterized. The record is from RefSeq and is a predicted model, not a curated record. The transcript has 2 exons. Bases 41 to 1123 code for a protein of 360 amino acids. Lineage: Eukaryota; Metazoa; Mollusca; Bivalvia; Pectinida; Pectinidae.